This is a messenger RNA of Rotaria socialis, 615 nucleotides long. The record is from the annotation of a GenBank genome assembly. Lineage: Eukaryota; Metazoa; Rotifera; Eurotatoria; Philodinida; Philodinidae.
AUGGGAAUAAAUGCGAAAGCAUCGGAUUUGCAUUCGAUUGUUAUGUGUACUGCAAAAACUGAGUCGAUUUAUAUACGUUCAAAUUUAACGGAACGAUUAUUUGUUUAUUUUGGCUUUGUUCUUUUGGUGAUUGAUCUUCUUUAUAAUAUUCCAUCGGCUAGUCCUUAUGUUUAUAUUCAAACAAUUGGUUCAAUAUCUAUUGAAUUUGGUGAACUUUCAGCUUAUUUAUUUCUUUGGAAAAGUUCCAAAAGUGUUAUUAUCGUUUCAUUUCUUUCAUUUAGUAUUGAAUUUAUUUUACAUAUAAUACAUAUAUCACUUGAAUAUUAUUCAAAUGAAAAUAAAAAUAAUAUAUUUGAAUUUGGAAAAACAACUUGUGGUAGAAUUAAAUAUGUUGUCAUGCGUUCAAUUAGUUAUACAAUUUUUAAUGUAACAUCGAUAUUCUUUUUAUUUCUUGAUGAUAAUGGAAGAUUUCAUUAUAAAUUCUAUGAAAUUCUCGUACUACUCACAUUCGAUUUUCCAAGUAUUGCGUUAAGUUCAGUAUUGGAAUCAACAACAAAAUAUAAAUAUGAAUAUGAACAAAACCAAAUACCAAAAAUAACAAUUUUUCUUAUUUAA